AUGGUGUCCAACAGUCUCUUCCAGUUGGUUCUCUUCUUCAUUCUGGCUGGCUUGUGUUCUUCGACCUACAUUUCAUAUGAUGCGUUUGAGUCUCGGGGGCCUACGAGUCGUAAUCUUCUUCAGCAAAAAGCAGAUGAGGCGUUUGAGUCUCGGGGGCCUACGAGUCGUAAUCUUCUUCAGCAAAAAGCAGGUAGAUUUCAAGCCCCUCUUUAA
Messenger RNA from Ilex paraguariensis (yerba mate), 213 nucleotides. The record is from the annotation of a GenBank genome assembly. Lineage: Eukaryota; Viridiplantae; Streptophyta; Magnoliopsida; Aquifoliales; Aquifoliaceae.